AUGAAAAGGGAAUUUUCUGCAGGUGCUGUUGCUCUUAAACAACAUUGUCAUAAUGUUAUAGAUGCACUUGGUGCGAGAACUCCACCUGAAGCUUUUCUCUUUCGUGGAAACGCCUACUUUGGACUUGGACAACCCUAUUUUGCCUUAGCUGACUACAAUACCGCUGGACAAGUACUGCAGUUAUCUGGUCGACAUCAACAGCGUUGUUAUGAGGCGAUUCAUCACUUUCCAGAAUUCCAAGUUGGUACUUAUCCAGCAGAUAGUUCCCAUCUUCACCUCUAUGUAUAUCCAUAUCUUCAUGAGAAGUGUGAAGUAAGGGAAAUAGAUACAGGGAUUGGACGUGGUAUUGUAGCGAAGGAAUCUCUUAAGGAGGGAAGUGUUAUUAUUCGUAGGGCUCAUCCAUGGUUACGAUAUUCCAUUGAUGAUGGUCUUUGUGCUCUCUGUGCACAACCAUUACCUGAACGUUUCUUUACCUGUACAAAUCCUAAAUGUCAUGAAGAGUAUUGUAGUCGAGAUUGUAGAACCAUAGCCCUUUCUCUUUAUCAUAGCCGUACAUGUUAUUUAGAAGGUUUUCAAGCCCUUGAACUGGAUAUUUAUACACAAAUGAAAAAUUCUAAUAGUAGUACAGAAAAAAAUGCUGCCGCUGCACAAUUAUUGAUGUUACGUGUAUUAGCUGUUUCUUUACAACAACAAGUUAUUCCAUCUGCUUUAAGUGAAUUACGUAUUCUUUCUGGUCGUUUACUAUUUAGUCCAAAAAUUCUUUCAAGUUCAUUUCUUGAAAUUUAUGAACGAUUUACUCGUUCUUGUCAUACGACGACAUCUAUUACAUAUGAAGAAAUGAUUGGAACGUUAGCACGAGUAACGGCAAAUUGUUUUCAUCGUGAAAAUUGUAUUGAAUUACAUCUUCCACGAUCCAUGUUAAAUCAUUCCUGUAAUGCUAAUAUUGCAGAAGAUAUUAUGACAGGAGAAUUAAAAACAAUAAGAGGAGUAACAAGUGGGGAAGAGUUAACUAUAAAUUAUUACCCUCAACUGAAACACAUGGGGUAUAAGGAGAGAUCAGAAGAACUUGAAAAACGCGGAUUCAUGUGUGGUUGUCAUUAUUGCAAAAAUAAAAUAUAA
Messenger RNA from Trypanosoma theileri, 1119 nucleotides. RefSeq names its product SET and MYND domain-containing protein. Bases 1 to 1119 code for a protein of 372 amino acids. The transcript has a single exon. Gene Ontology annotation, molecular function: protein binding. Lineage: Eukaryota; Euglenozoa; Kinetoplastea; Trypanosomatida; Trypanosomatidae. Gene Ontology annotation, cellular component: nucleus. The record is from RefSeq and is a predicted model, not a curated record.